AUGGCGCAGGCCGUCCUGGCAAGGUGGCAGAGGGGGAAGCGAGGGACGGGAGCGUCCCUGUCCCCGUCCCCGGGGGUCCGUACCUCCCGGUUCCGUCUGGUCUUCUCCCUGCUGAGGAAGAACGGCAGGCCGGAGGGCGGCAAGGCGGAGAGCGCGGAUCAGCGGGCUGGCGGCAGACAAAAGAAGGGGCUGAAAGGGAUCUUCAGCAGCAUGCGAUGGCAUAAAAAGGACAAAAAUGGCAAGGAGGAGAGGGGGGAAAGCUCGGAGAUCCAGGCCGGUCUUAUUAUGCCGGGGUCUUUGACCGCCAGCCUGGAGUGCAUCAAAGAGGAGACGCCAAAACCUUUGUCUGAACCUCCCGACAGCGCAGGAGAGAUGGGGCUGGAACCGCCGCUCAGCCACGAGAGACCGGACCCAGCCGCCGGAGAGGUUGGGACUGCCAAGGAUGCGGCCAUAACAGGUGACAUUCCAAUAACGACUAUCCCCCCUGUUGAACCUCACUGUGAUAGCGGUCAAGAGACGGCAGCCGCCCCUGACCCUUCCUCUGUUGAUCCACCCUCAGAGCAAUCGAUUGAUCGUAUUUGUUUGAUGUUUGCUGACGUGACUUCACUGAAAAGCUUUGACUCUCUUACAGGCUGUGGAGAUAUUAUUGCGGACCAUGAGGAGUAUGUGGGCAGCGGGAGUGGCGGCUGCGAGAAGAGCACCCCUGGGGCCGGCAAGCUGGGUGCCUCCAAGAAGCACCCCACCAUGGUGGCCUACCAGGGAGGAGGGGAGGAGAUGGCCAGCCCCGACCAGGUGGACGACACCUGCCUGCAGGAGUUCUGGGAUAUGCUGUCGCAGACAGAGGAGACCCAGACAGAAGGAGGAAGAGGUGGAGGAGGGACAAAGAAGCUCGAGGGGUUGAAGGAGAACCGAGGUACCGAGGGGGUCCAGAACAGGGUGGCAGUGAAACGUGGUGGCCUCCACCAGAUCCCCAUUCACCUCAACCACAAAGAGGAGCAGAAGGGCAGGGAGAAGGAGCAGCAUGAAGGAGUCCCAAACAGCGACGAGGGCUACUGGGAUUCCACCACCCCUGGUCCCGAGGAAGAUGGUUCCACAAGCAUCCAAAAGGAGACCAUUCCCAGGGACAGCUACAGCGGGGAUGCUCUUUACGACCUCUAUGCCGAGCCGGAUGAGAACCCACCAGCGGGGCCUACGGAUGAAGUGGUCACCUGUGUGCCACGCUCCAAGCCCGUGUCUCCGAUAACGACCACGUGCUCACUGAAAACACCCUCGAGCACCGUGAAGGACUCCAAGAUCCCCAUCAGCAUUAAACACCUUUCGUCGCAUCCUGCCAGCCAUGGAGCAGAUGCCAGCAACAGCCAUCAUGUCGCACACCAUCACCUGGCCAAAAGCGAGAUGCACAGAACAAAAAUCCCUGUCUCUAAAGUACUGGUACGCCGGAUCAGUAACAGGGGCUUAGCAGGGACAACAGUGAAAGCUGCCACAUACCAAGACAGUGCCAAAAAGUAG
This is a messenger RNA of Nipponia nippon (crested ibis), 1509 nucleotides long. NCBI's taxonomy places the organism in Eukaryota, Metazoa, Chordata, Aves, Pelecaniformes, Threskiornithidae. The record is from RefSeq and is a predicted model, not a curated record.